Molecule: messenger RNA, 5860 nt
Organism: Erpetoichthys calabaricus (reedfish)
Lineage: Eukaryota; Metazoa; Chordata; Cladistia; Polypteriformes; Polypteridae
Product: latexin-like
Exons: 7
Coding region: 254-1171 (305 amino acids)
Molecular function (GO): metalloendopeptidase inhibitor activity
Source: RefSeq, a predicted model, not a curated record
CAUCCAGAAAAAAUGGCAACAACUAAUUAGAAAACGGUCGUCCGCUUUAAAGAACACAAGCAGACACCAACGAACCCUGAAAGGACAACAUUAUUUGAAUGCAAGUUGUCUUUGCUUUUUCAGUCUGGCCUGGAGUUUGCCAGAAAUUAUCCCUGAAGGUGUGGCUGAAGAAAAUCUGGGGACUGACGCAAGCAGUGGAUCGUCACAUUGUUACUAAAAGCAGCUGCCACGGCCAAGACACAUACUUCCUAAAAUGUCUCUGUUCAAGUGGGUUGUUCUGGGCCUGCUCCCACUCAUCAAUGGAUUUGUUCUGCUCAAUGACCACCUACAAUCAUCUGAGAUGACAAGAACAGCCAUGGAUUCUGAAAACCUCCACAAUGAACUGCCAUACAGCACCCUGCACCUGGAAGAGGCCGAAGCAGCACUUGAAAAGUCAAUGCUGUUAAAUACAGAUCUAAGGAUGGAAAAACUGAAUCCUGCUAACUACAGAGCAACACGGGCUGCACAGGUGGCUGUACACUAUUUGAACUAUAAGCAAGGCAGCUUAUUCUGCCAUUUUAGUCGCAGAAAAAUUGAAAAUGCCACCUUAGAGGAAAUAUCUGGAGUUGGAAACAAGUACUUUUUAACAUUUACAGAAGAUGAGACACCAAACAAACAUGCCACAGGGGUACACACUGCUGAAAUACUCUUUAGACACACUAUAACAAAAAUGGCACCAGAAGUGAACAGUACAUAUAAUGGCUGUGUUAAAAACAUUUCGGAAGAUGAAAACACUUUUUAUGUACGUAUGAGGAAGCAGCACCAACUUGUGGCUGGGAAAUAUAUUCCAGAUGGUCAUGGUAACAUCCCUAUUGAAAUGGAACCAUUCUGGCACCUUGGAUACACUGCAUCAAGCUAUAUUAUGUGGAAGGAAUCCAAUGAAUCAACUCUUUUUAAUAUGGAAACUGUUCUUUCCUUUCAACAACUGGAAACAGAAAAUGAUAGCCUUGCCUUUGAUUAUGUUGUCCUACUGCAUGAGAUGGUGUCUCAGGAGGUAACUCAAUGGACAAUGCAAGUGUGCUGGAGCCCUUUCCAAGGAGUAAAAGUGCUGCAUUAUUCUCAAAGCUCAGAAAAUAUUCAGUUUCCUGGAGAUGCAAAGGCCAUAAUGACUCCAGCAAGCCUUGACAAAUGAAUGUUAAUGUCUUCACCAAUGUUAACACUACCUAAAAUUUACCCUCUUUAAUUCUUAAAACAAAUCAAAAAAUUUUUAUACAUAUAAAAUUUAUCUUAGGCAUUCAACCACUUCUUAAACUGAAACCUGAUUACUGUAUAUAGAGUAAACACACAUAAUAAUUAACACUUAUAAUUAAGUGGUGCAAAAUAAGGUGGCAACAGGGAACAAAUACAGUGUUGAGACAUAAGGCCGCAUUUUACAAAAAAAAAAAAAAAAACUAAUUAAGAAAAAACAGAUGUGUACAACUAAUACUCACGGCACAGCUGAAGAAAUGCACUCUCUGAAGGCCACCUUUGGCUUUCCCAGGACACAAGAACAACUGUAUUCCCGUUCCAUUCUCUAAAAGAAAAUUUUAUUGCAAACUAUUCAUUUAACCUAAACAAAAGUUUCAUACACUGCACGUAGCUAGCCUGAGUUUUACGAACGUUAUAGACAAUAACUAUAACUGAAAAAAAAUUCCUAUACUGUUAAGUAUAAUAAAUACUUGAGGUUGGGGGGGGGGGGGGCACACAGCAGAUCAUGAAAAUAAUGGAACUUCAAUACUUAUUUUGUUAAUAAAUUUAAAACCAGUAACCUCUAUGUUUUAUCUUCACCUUUCUCAACCAAGUGUAAAUUCUACUCAAGUUACCUGAUAGAACAUUGUUCCCUUAAAGCUGGGUGAGUUGGAAGUUGGACAAAACAUGAAUUCAUACCAAUAUAAAAUAAUCCCAAUAGCCAAAACUGAACAGAUGUCACUAUACCCUUUAUUUCCUAGGCCACAUAACAGUUCAAAACAUGUCACAAAUUUAGCCCUUCCAAAAAUAGUUGUCUACAUAUAGUCUUACAUUUUUUGCUACAAAUAAAUACUUAUAUCAAGACCUAUUAAAUUACAGUAAUUCUGUAUUUUUACACAUUUUAAAAUAAAAAAUGCAUUUUAUUUGUAUAGAUUGUGCAUUCUAAAAUCCCAGACAUUUUUUCCCCAAAAACUGCUGGUACAUUGACAGUCUAGCAACUACUCCUUAAAAUGUCCUGUCAUGUAGAUUAUUCAUCAUUAAAUGAUAAUUUGAUUCUAUUUUCAUAAAAGAAAUAUUUUCAGUAAACAUUUACAUAACUUACCUGUGCAUAAAUUUCUAGAUGCAGUUCACCCAUUCCUGAGACAACUGUUUCUUUACUUUCAGGGUCAUAAUGUAUUCUAAAAGUAGGGUCUUCUCUUGUGAAACGAUUUAAUCCCUUGGAAAAUUUGUCAAGGUCAUUCUAAACACAAAAAAACUACGAGAUUAAAUUUCUUAUAUAAUUUAUUAUUCAGGAAUUAAUUUAAUCAAAUUCAAUACCUCAAAGGAGUUUUGUGCGUAAAAGAUGAUAUAAAUAAAAAAAAGGUCCCUUUCUCUGCUAGAUUUUUGACAUUUUACUCAACAUGAUGUUGCGCUUGGCAAUAUGUAUCAAAUACAAACUGUAAAAUUAUGAAUAUCUCAAAAACAAUUAUAAGUCAAAAAUACAUGUUUAAGGUAAUACCCAAUUAACUGGUCAUUUCAUUAUUAUUCCCCCUCCACCCCAUGCAGAACUUAUUAUUUAUCCAAUGUGGCAACUUCAAUAUUGAUUAUAGGAACCUUUGUGUUUUGAGGAACAGGAUACUCACAUUGUUCAAGGGCUUCAUAGAGACUGAUAUUACUGGAUCAGGAACAUGAAUGGACUCCUACAAAAGAAAUAAAAACACUGAUAUUUAAUAGAUACUGAGUAGGUUACAUAUACCUACCUACCAAUGGGUGUCUCCAUAAUUAAAACAAAAAAAAAAACUAAAUGCAAUCAAAACAAUUCUACUAACCAUAGAUAAACUGGAAGUUGCUCGUGCAGUAAAUGUGUCUCCACUGGCACAAUCGAUUCCAAACAAGGCACAAAUAUCACCAAAAUAAACUUCAUCGACAUCCUAGAAUAUAAAAUUAAAUAAUUGUAAAAUCAAAUUCAGCUUUAAAAACUUAUCUUACUCUAUGUGUGUCUAUAUAUACUGUGUAUGUUUUAGAUCUAUUAGGGCUGUCAGAGUGAGCACCACUAUUCAAAUAUAAUUUGAAUUUAUUUUAAAAAAGGUCUUAUUUGAAGGCAAAAGCUGACAAUCGAUUACAAAAGAAUGGUUGUUUGUUUUACUUGCAAUAAAUUCUGGCCUUGUAUUAUUUCUGACAUGCUAUUCAAUGCUGCGCUAUUUUACUUGUUUGUUUUUGCAUUUCACUUCCACAAUCAGCCUUUUAGUAAUUUUGAAUGGUUAGUCCGAGUAAAACAAAGCCAGACCACAUUUUUCUAAUUGCUUCUCUGACGUCCUAAAAGUAUGAUUAUGUAUCUGAUUCUGUCCCAUGCACUCUUAAACUUGAGGUCCAUAAUUGUUUAAUGCUAAUACUUUCUCAUUAAAGCAAAUAGAAAAUAACUCAUAAUUCUGAUUUUCCAUUUAUUACAACUAUUUCAAAUCUCCAUUUUAAAGAGCAUUAUCAGUGUCAGCCAACACACCAUGUCCCAAAAUUACUCUAUCUUACAUAGGAAUGUUUUUUUAAAGCUGAUAUCAUGUUACUGGAUCAGCCAAUUUUGAUUCUGUUUUUUCCUUUCUUUAUAUCUUUAAAAACAUUUUAUACUAAGCUCUUGCAUAGCCAGAUGUAGAGAUUCCAUAUGUCCUAUAUUAGACUUGUAACUUGGGUAUUUUUAUAAUUAAACUACAGACCACAGGUGUUACCAGUGAAUUUUAUUUAACAAAAUUAAAUUUUGUAGGCAUAUUUUUCAGUGACCAAACAAAUACUAAAAUAAAUUAAAUUUACUUAAAAUGCAUACUUUUUAAAGUAAUAAAAUGUGUACAGAAGAUACCUUCUCAUAAUUCCAAGCUGCAAUAUUGUUUAAUUUCUUCUGUAAUGUAUUUAUCUGAGACAAAUCUUAAUUUAAAAAGUAGCUUUCACUAUAUGUCUAACAAAAAAAUAUAUAAAAUAUUAAUUUUCUCACACACCGACUCAAAUAAUUGAUUUUGGCAGUUAAACACUGCUUAAAUGUAAAUAUACAUGCACUUAUACGUUUUAAUCAUUUUAAUCAGCUUUUGUAUGCUGUUAAAAUAAACAUUUACUAUAUAUAGUUGUUUUUCCCCAGUGCACCAGCUAGACAUUUCUGAUUUUUGAGGUGUACUUAUUCAAUUUUAAUAAUGCAGUACUUGUUUCUUAGCAAAACCGAUACUGUUUGACACAAUUAAAUAAUACACACAGUACAAAUCUUAAAAAAACAACAAAUCUAUUAAAUAUUUGUAAGACAUUUAUUAAGAAGAUACAAGCUAACAUGCAUAAAGUGUUUACAAGUAAAACAGAGUAAUUUUGAAGUAAAGCUAACAAGUCUCUUAUUUACUAAGCAGCCAUUUCAAACUCAUACUGUAUCUUUUAAUUUUGUAAUUGAAAAUGUAAGCGGCUAUACUUAACACAAGCUCAUUCACCAUCCAAACUCUGAAAAGCAGUGUUCACUUUAAUUAAAGGAUAAAAUAAAAAGGUUUCAAUUAAUUAAAGCAGCUUUUCUUGGUGUUUGUCCAAUUGCACAAGAUGAUUCCUCCGAUUCCUUUUUCUCAGUUUAUUACUCGACUUUCUUUAAUGUAAAGGCUAAUAUUCUAAUCAUCCCUACAUGCGUACGGCGGCCGUUCUCAUCCCUACCACCUUUGCCAUCACUUCCCCUACCUCUUCAUAUCUUAAAUCAUUCUUGAGGCAGAUUGAAGACUCAAGUGCCAGCUUAAGUCAAAAAUUAAAGAAAACGUACUAAGUAAUUGCAACACAAACACUGACUUAAACAGUUUUAACAUGAAAAGAUGCCAACGAAAGAAGAGAAGAAGCAGGCCGCUAGGGUGGAGAAAAGAAGAGCUGCUCAGGAAGCAGCAAGCGCAUCAACCUCCGAGCAAACGAUGCUAAACGUACAGAGAGUAUGAAAACUAGGAAUGCUCAAGUCAAGUGUAUUCACUGCAUGUUAUCGUGCAGUGCACCACUACUGGAAAGGUAUAAUUAAAAAUAUCCAAGGCACUUUUAAUAAAAUAUAGCUGUAUCUGUAAAGAGGAAAAAAGUAAAUAGAUUGCAAAAGUAUCUACUCAGGGUCCACACGAUCACAGUAGGUGCCAAUAGGCUUUUUAUUCUGAAAGUGGCGAUAUAAACAAUACCCUGUCACUGCCAGUUGGACACCUCCAAAAUAAUAAAAUGUCCACCUUCUACCUACCGGCCUCUUGCCUGUUCUUUUACUUCAUUCCUCUACUCACCUUGUCUUGGUCUACAUAACUAACUGACCAGUAUUCCUCUUGAUCCUCAAGAGAACACUGAGCCAUCGAGCCAUAAGAGCAUCCAUGAAAAUGAAUUUAAAUGCUUAUGAGCCACACGCACUUGGCUAUAUUUAUAUUAACAUAUUUUUACUUUUUUUUUAUUAUUAUAUUUGUGGUGUUUCUGUAAAGCAUGUUGCGCUUACUACAAUGUUGUUGUGUGGAUCUCAUCUGUAGCUCUCAGCAAUGUCCUAUUCUACAAAUAGGCAAAAUUAGCUUUAUUGUUGUCUUAGUUAUCCAAACAGGAGCGUUUUUUCCACCAUACACAAAAACCCGGCCCGCAUGCAAAGACGCUGAUGUCCUCCUGUAUUUACUCCCUUCUCAGAUUAAAAGAGUAGGCAGACUUCCAGCACAAGUGAAAA